Messenger RNA from Eruca vesicaria subsp. sativa (arugula), 3389 nucleotides. Lineage: Eukaryota; Viridiplantae; Streptophyta; Magnoliopsida; Brassicales; Brassicaceae. The record is from the annotation of a GenBank genome assembly.
CGGCACUGACCGUAGGCGUGGUGGGUUACACUGUUUGAUUACACGCGCUCUAUAGCUGUUAGUGGGUUGCACUGUUUGAUUUCCACUACAGUCGUACUUGGGCCGGCCGCGACCUCUUUAGCCCAAGUUUCGGGAAAAUAUAUAUUUUAUAUUUAUACAUUCUGCUCUUUUAGACGGCUCAUAUUAUUUCCACCUCGGAAAAGAAUUAAAUAAUUUCUUUGAGAGAGAUAACACGUGUCUAAAGUGUCAUCCCGAGGGUUCACGAAGCCUCCGGCGUCGUUUAGCAUCUUCCUCCCCUUCUUUAUUAUUUCAUCCUUCCACUCCUCCUCCUUCACGUGAACGAACACAGAAAAAUAAGCAAAAAAGUGUCAUCUUUGCUCAGUUCUUAAGUAAACAUCUCGUCGUUUUACUGAAAUUACACUAAACUCCCUGUUGUAAUAUAUCUCUCCCUUUGUAAUCUAUUUACCGUCUUUUUAAGUUCUCCGAGCAAAAUGGCGACGGCGACGACGACGUUUAGUGGUGGUAUCGUCGGCGUGGGAUCGGACUCCCGAAAGGUUUCUUCUUUUUCUCACCUCCAACCUUCCGUGGCUUUUCCGGCGAAGCCCAGUUCCUUCAAAUCACUGAAACUAAAACAGAGCGUGAGCUUCACGCGGCGGAGGCUUGAGCAUCGGCCGUUCGUCGUCCGAUGUGAAGCUUCUUCUAACGGAAGGCUUACACAGCAAGAGUUCACAGAGAUGGCGUGGCAAUCGAUAGUCUCUUCACCAGACGUGGCUAAAGAGAAUAAGCAACAGAUUGUGGAGACUGAGCAUCUUAUGAAAGCUCUUUUGGAGCAGAAGAACGGUUUAGCUCGUAGGAUUUUCUCUAAGAUUGGUGUGGAUAACACUAAGGUUCUUGAAGCGACUGAUAAGUUCAUUCAACGGCAGCCAAAGGUGUAUGGAGAAGCUGCUGGUUCGAUGUUGGGGCGUGAUUUGGAAGGUUUGUUUCAGAGGGCAAGGCAAUAUAAGAAAGACUUGGGGGACUCUUAUGUCUCUGUGGAGCAUUUGGUUCUUGCUUUCGUUGAUGAUAAACGGUUUGGGAGGCAGUUGUUUAAGGAUUUUCAGAUAUCUGAGAAGAGUUUGAAAACUGCUAUUGAGUCUAUUAGAGGGAAACAAUCAGUUAUUGACCAAGAUCCGGAAGGUAAGUAUGAGGCGUUGGAGAAGUAUGGGAAAGAUUUGACAGCAAUGGCGAGAGAAGGGAAGCUUGAUCCUGUGAUUGGGAGGGAUGAUGAGAUUCGUAGAUGUAUUCAGAUUCUCUCAAGGAGGACUAAGAAUAACCCUGUGUUAAUUGGUGAACCAGGUGUUGGUAAAACCGCAAUCUCAGAAGGACUUGCUCAGAGGAUUGUGCAAGGAGAUGUACCUCAAGCAUUGAUGAACAGAAAGUUGAUAUCUCUUGAUAUGGGAGCACUUAUUGCUGGAGCAAAGUAUAGAGGAGAGUUCGAAGAUAGACUAAAGGCUGUACUUAAGGAAGUCACUGACUCAGAAGGCCAAACCAUUUUGUUCAUUGAUGAGAUUCACACAGUUGUUGGUGCCGGUGCGACUAAUGGAGCAAUGGAUGCUGGUAAUCUACUAAAACCAAUGCUAGGUAGAGGCGAGCUAAGAUGUAUUGGCGCAACAACGCUUGACGAAUACAGAAAAUACAUAGAGAAAGAUCCAGCGUUGGAGCGUAGGUUUCAACAAGUUUACGUUGAUCAACCUACCGUGGAAGACACGAUAUCAAUCCUCCGUGGUUUGAGAGAAAGGUAUGAACUUCAUCACGGAGUUCGCAUCUCAGACAGUGCUCUAGUGGAAGCUGCUAUUCUCUCUGACCGUUACAUCAGUGGCCGGUUCCUACCUGACAAAGCUAUUGACUUGGUUGAUGAAGCAGCAGCCAAACUGAAAAUGGAAAUCACAUCAAAACCCACAGCUCUUGACGAGCUUGACCGUGCGGUGAUAAAGCUCGAAAUGGAGAGGCUUUCACUCACUAACGACACAGACAAAGCUUCAAGAGAGAGGCUGAACCGAAUCGAAACAGAGUUAUUGCUACUAAAGGAGAAGCAAGCUGAGUUAACCGAACAAUGGGAGCACGAGAGGUCUGUUAUGUCCCGUCUUCAAUCCAUCAAAGAGGAGAUCGACAGAGUAAACCUCGAGAUCCAGCAAGCAGAACGUGAAUACGAUCUAAACCGUGCAGCAGAGCUCAAAUACGGAAGCUUAAACUCGUUACAACGACAGUUAAACGAAGCUGAGAAAGAGCUCAACGAGUACUUAAGCUCAGGCAAGUCUAUGUUUAGAGAAGAGGUGUUAGGUAGCGACAUAGCUGAGAUUGUGAGCAAAUGGACUGGUAUCCCUGUCUCCAAGCUUCAACAAUCCGAAAGAGAUAAGCUUCUACACUUGGAAGAGGAGUUGCAUAGACGUGUGGUUGGUCAGAAUCCAGCAGUGACGGCUGUAGCUGAAGCAAUCCAACGGUCUAGAGCUGGUCUCUCGGAUCCAGGCCGUCCAAUAGCUAGCUUCAUGUUCAUGGGACCAACAGGUGUUGGUAAAACCGAGCUAGCUAAAGCUUUAGCUUCUUAUCUCUUCAACACGGAGGAAGCUCUUGUGAGAAUCGACAUGAGUGAGUACAUGGAGAAACACGCUGUGUCGAGACUCAUUGGAGCUCCACCUGGAUAUGUAGGUUACGAGGAAGGAGGACAGUUAACUGAAGUGGUUAGAAGAAGGCCUUACUCGGUGAUCCUAUUCGAUGAGAUUGAGAAAGCUCAUGGAGAUGUGUUCAAUGUGUUUCUCCAAAUCUUGGAUGAUGGGAGAGUCACUGAUUCUCAAGGACGGACAGUGAGUUUUACAAACACCGUUAUUAUCAUGACCUCGAACGUUGGCUCGCAGUAUAUCCUGAAUGAUGACGCGAAUGAGCUUGGUUAUGAGACGAUUAAGCAGAGAGUGAUGGACGCUGCGAGAUCAAUCUUUCGUCCUGAGUUCAUGAAUAGAGUUGAUGAGUAUAUUGUUUUCCAGCCUCUUGACCGUGAGCAGAUCAACAGCAUUGUCAGGUUACAGCUGGCUCGUGUGCAGAAGAGGAUUGCGGAUAGGAAAAUGAAGAUAGAGAUCACAGAUGCAGCGGUGGAUCUUCUUGGAAGCCUAGGGUAUGAUCCUAACUAUGGAGCUAGACCUGUCAAGCGUGUGAUACAGCAGAACAUUGAGAACGAGCUUGCAAAAGGAAUCUUGAGAGGUGAUUUCAAGGAAGAAGAUGGCAUUCUGAUUGAUACUGAGGUUACAGCGUUUGGCAACGGUCAGUUACCUCAGCAGAAGCUCAUAUUUAAAAAGAUUGAGUCGGAGACUGCAGAUUCUGCUGAGGAAGAAGAAGCUUUCUCAAAACAGAGCAAUUGA